Messenger RNA from Racocetra fulgida, 336 nucleotides. Lineage: Eukaryota; Fungi; Glomeromycota; Glomeromycetes; Diversisporales; Gigasporaceae. The record is from the annotation of a GenBank genome assembly.
AAUCAGCACGAAAGACGCUUUGGAAGAAUUGAAGCCAUUGUUUCAUUCUUACCACCAUUUGAAACUAUUGAUCCAAAUAACCAAAUGCAAGAUGCUUUAAAAAUGUCAAGACUUUUAAGGUAUGACGAAUUAGGAAUUUAUUGUAGUAAAGAUAGAAGUCUUCGAGGGCAUAAAGAACUUUGGAUGAUCGAAGAGGAUUAUCAGAUUGUUUCACCUAUUUAUAUCCUAAAAUAUGUUUCUAUAUGGUUUCAAGAUGUUUUCCAACCUGCAUUCUAUGAUUUCUGUGUAUCUGAGAUUUUAUAUCAAGAUAGUAAUACUAGGCGAAUCUACAUCUGA